Messenger RNA from Schistosoma mattheei, 2187 nucleotides. The record is from the annotation of a GenBank genome assembly. Lineage: Eukaryota; Metazoa; Platyhelminthes; Trematoda; Strigeidida; Schistosomatidae.
AUGCAAUAUUUCUUGAGGGAUUUCAUGUUUCUCUGUCAAAAAAUUUUUAAAUUUAAGACGAAGUCAUGGUUGCUUCCAAGAUACUUUGUACCAUAUCCUCGUAUCUGUUCAAAUUUCGGACGAUUAACCAAAUAUAUUGGCAAUCAUUCACAAGCCAACUCAUUGGUUAGAGCAGUAUAUAGAAAGAUUAUUAGUAGUAGUACUCAACAACGACCAAACUCAUUACUAAGAGUAUAUAGAGGUUUCGCUGGAUCCGUUCAAUUGAGGCAUUACGUGUCUAACAAACAUGAUUAUUCUUUUCACCCGAUCAACAAGAUUUGUAAACCAAAAAAUGAAUCUUGGUUUUCAAGUAUCUUUGGAACAAACAAAUAUCAAAUAUUGCCUAAUUUGUGUACAAGUUCCGCGGACUCAAUAAACCCGAAAGAGUUCAUAGCGGCAGGAUGUAACAGUGCUGUAUGGGCAGCUGAAGUCCGUCAACAAUAUCCAAAUGAUAAUGAAUUCAUUGAUAAAUUAGCUGUGAAAGUACUGUAUAACUAUUACGCGAAUUCAUCUUAUAAUGAACAAGCUAAUUUACAUUAUGAUUAUAAUUCAUUACAAAAUAUUCCUGAUAAUUGGGUAUUAUUACAUCGUCAAAUUCAAAGAGAAUGUGAACUUCGUCCUCAAACUAAUCAUCCUAAUAUUGUUCCAUUAGUUGGACAUUUUAUUGAUCGUGCACCUCAAGUCAAUUCAGUAAAUGAUUCACAUGUUCAUAAUGAUAAUUAUAAUGAAUCUAAUAAUGCUUUAUCUUCUGGUCAAGUUUCACAAUUUAACCAUAGAACUAUUCAAUCAAAAUGUUGGCCUGGUAUAGAAUACUUUUCAGAAGGCUUCGACAAUCGACCGUAUACAUUCUACAUGUUGAUGCCAAGAUUUGAAGCAACUUUGGAUGAUCUAUUACGAGGAAAUUUAAAAUGUAAGUUCGAACAAUCACCAACUGAAAUAAAUCACGAAGGUAUUAUUGAAUCUAAGCAAAAUCAGAGUGAUAAUACUAAUCUUGCACAUAUUAGUCAAUAUCAAGAAACAAAUGUUUCUAAUACUUUCACACCAUCUUUUCAAUUACAUACUGAUUUACAUUACUUGUUUAAUUCAAGCCUAUUGAAUUCUGCAUAUAUUAAACAUGGUGAAAUGUAUCUUCCUGUAGAAGAAAUUGUAGCUAUAAUUGCUCAAUUAUUUGAAGCAGUUGCCGAACUUGAAGCGCAUGGUAUUGCUCAUAGAGAUAUCAAACCAAAUAAUAUACUUAUACGUCGACGUGUUCCAUUUUUUAAUACUAAUCAAACAUCUGAUAUAAACAAUGCUACUUAUAAUACUUUUGUUCAGUUCCAUCUAAAUUGGUUAAAUGACAAAAGAUUACAAAUGAUUAAUUCACAUUUUCAUGUUGCAUUAACUGAUUUCGGAUGUGCUAUUCAAACUGGACAUCAUCAUAUUAAUGAUGAUAAUAAUAAUAAUGAAGAAUAUCUUAAUCAUAGUGGAAAUUUGGCAUUAUUAGCUCCAGAAAUAGCACAGAUCAUUUAUUCACUUAAAGAUAAUUCAAACAAUUUACACAAUAUUAUAACUAAUAAAGAUUAUAAACAUUCAGAUUUAUGGGCUAUUGCUACAUUAAUUUAUCCUUUGUUUGGAAUACCUAAUCCAUUUAUUGAUGGAACAUUUUCUUCAGUAAACUAUACCGAGGAUUCUUUGCCUGAACUUCCUCAUGAAGCACCAAAAAUAAUGACAUGGAUUUUACAUCAAUGUCUUAAACGUAAUCCAUCAGAAAGACCUAAUGCUGAUGAAAUUGCAGAUAUUUUGCAUACUUGGUGUCUUAUUCGACAUUUUCACAGUAGACAAGAAGUUGAUAUUUUAAAAGAUUUUUCGCAAUAUCCAAUGAAUUCUGCAACCAUAAAUAUUGAUUCUUUGACUGCAGAAUUUAAAAACUCAAUAAAAUCCCAUAAAAUACAAAGUAAUAAGCUCAUCAACCGUUUAUGUGAUCUCCUAAAUGUAUGUUGGGCAGGUGAUUGGUUAUCUGGAGCCGCUCGUCCUCCAAAUGGUAUACGCUCUCUGUUUUAUUCACGAGCUACUCCUGGACGUUUGGCGCUUUGUUUAAAUAUUGUAUAUCAAUUGGAGUGUUUCGGUGUCCAACAUGUGUUGAAUUCCUCUCCUAACUACCAAUAUUAG